AUGCGGGAGAAGAUUGAGAAACAAUGCAUCUUUUACGAGGUUCCCAAGGACCCAGUUGCAGAGCGACUUGAGGCUGUGGAGUCAGAAUUGGCCUCUCUGAGAACACAAUUGCGGGAGGUGCAUGAAGAUCUUCGAAAGAACAGGACCACGCCAGCAGCUACAAAUCAGAAUAUCGCUGCUCAGCAGUAUCAACCACCCACACGGUCAAGCCACAGAGAGAUACUCAACUCAGACUUGACUCCUCCUCUCAGCCGUGAUGUCGGAGGAAUCGGUCGUGCUUCCGUUGGCUACGAGCGACGAGUGUUUACGAACGAAGUCAAUGGGCACAACUUGCGGCGCGUGAAUCCUGCUUCUACCAGCCCAGGGAACAUCUCGACACAGCUAUUUUCGUCAGCGCCGGAGCGCCAAAAUACAAAGCGAAAGCGAUCUUGUUUCGAAAUACGUGAUGAAGCUGUUGUAGAUUUUAUUGCGAAAGGGUUAAUCUCGAAAGAUAGCGCCAUCGCAUACUUCGAUACAUUCUUCGAAGGUUGCGAUAGAUACAUUCCAAUCUUCGACCCAGAAUUUGACACAUUCGAUUCCGUGCGUGACAGAAGUAGUAUCCUACUCAACGCUCUAUGCACCAUUGGGAGCAUGAUCAGGUCAGAUCCCGAUGGGUCUAUGUCUGAAAUACUUCACAGGGAGUUGAAGAAAUGGAUAAACGUGAUCAUUCAGAACCGAAGUCUGAAUUCUCUCGAGUCGGUACAGGCAAUGCUGGUGGUGUCAUGCUACUCAGCAGAUAGGCUUUUGAUUCUCUCAUUUGCCACACGCAUGGCUCUUGAUCUUGGGCUACAUGAAGCCUUUCAAAUGUUGACCGAUCGCUUGGUGAUCAGGAAUGACCAUGACGCUUGGAUUGAGGAUGGUCGCAGUGGUUCAAUUCAUGAUGUGCAGGAAGAGCGGCUGCUGAUGCGCAAAUCAAGGACCUGGUUUGGUCUUCUUGUCUUAGAGCACAUAUUUCGUGUCGAUGCUGGCAAGCCACCGGGCAUCCGCUUUCUUGGCAAUGCACGUCGAUGUCGGAUACUUUUGAGCCAUCCCGCAUCAACCAUAUUGGAUCUUCGACUCUUUUCCCAAGUUGAGCUGAACAUCCUUCGAGCAACGAUCAACGACACACUAACGCCGAACACGACUUUGAGUUGUCAUGAAGUUUCAGACUUUGUCCACGAGACGAAGACCGACCUCGACUUAUGGUUUGAUGACUGGCUUCGAAUAAUUGGAAAUUGCAAGCCUGCAAAACAAGAAUGUCCAUAUCUUCUUGUCGCGCUUCGUGUCCAAAAGUGCUGGGCUGAGAUGAUGCUGAAUUGCAAAGCGCUUCGGGCCAUGGGCGUGGAAAAUGUAGCAGCGAUGACCCCCAAUGAGCAAGAAAUACUUCUCGCCGCCAAAGCUGCCGCCCGAAGACACCUGAAUCUGAUUAUCUUCGAGCCAAACUACUACCUCGCAAAACUCAAAUACGCGAUGGACUUUGUUUGGGCCAAAUGUGCCUUUUCCUUCCUGCUAUUACUCAAGCUGUCGCGUCUUCUCCCCGACCGAGAUGAGCAGCAUCGCGAGCUAUUAGACCAAGGGAAGAAACUGAUUGAAGAGCUCAGUGGAGCCAGUUCCAGCAGCAACCAGCCAGACGGCGGGAAUAUUUACCUUCAAAUACUGAAAGUCAGCAUUGAAAAAUUUGAACGUGCCUUGGAAGAGUCUCGGCCGUCAGCCACAGAGGGUCCUAUUAACACGUCCCCAUUCUGGGAACUCUUCGAUGCGCAGGCGGACUUGCAGUGUUUUAUGCCCGAACAGUUCGUUUCUGAGUGGGAGUUCCCAGGGCUGAAUUUGUUCUUCUUCCCGACGGCGAUGCAAGACUUUUUUGGAGAUUUUUCAUUGGCAAUGUGA
Penicillium diatomitis is the source of this 1905-nucleotide messenger RNA. RefSeq lists its product as uncharacterized. The transcript is spliced from 12 exons. The record is from RefSeq and is a predicted model, not a curated record. Gene Ontology annotation, molecular function: DNA-binding transcription factor activity, RNA polymerase II-specific; zinc ion binding; transcription cis-regulatory region binding. Gene Ontology annotation, cellular component: nucleus. The coding region runs from base 1 to 1905 and encodes 634 amino acids. Lineage: Eukaryota; Fungi; Ascomycota; Eurotiomycetes; Eurotiales; Aspergillaceae. Gene Ontology annotation, biological process: regulation of DNA-templated transcription; DNA-templated transcription.